UUCUCUCUCUCACACACACAAACACAAACAGAAACGCAUACAUACAGAGUUGACAACUAGACACAAACACAGAAGCAUACAUGCAGAAACAAAAGUCACUUACUAUACUUUCAUAUACGUAAUCUCUCUGUCUCAAAACGAAUCCGUUUGUUAUGACAGCAACCUGAGAGUAACGCAGCUCACUUAAUCUCCUCAAUUACACACUUAGCUCUAUUGUCUCAUCUCAUUGUCGUUCAAAUUGGAUAGAUAUGGCGAAGAGAAGAGCCUUUUUACUGGUCAGCAUUCUCACCGCAUUUUUUGUCGUCUCUACAAGUUCCUAUUCACUAACCAGCACAGACCGUGAAAAUCUUAAUGAACAAAUAACAAUGGAGAAUCAAGCUAGCUUGUUUUAUCAGGCAUAUGGCCAUUUUUUCGAAAGCAGCAAAAUUGCACUCCGCGGUUUCGGCAAAUUUUUUAUGGAAAUGUCUCUUGAAGAGAAGGAACAUGCGGACAAACUGAUGACUUACAUGAACAAGCGACUGACUACACCGGAAGUGAGGAAUAUCCAGGUUGAUGCCAUUUGUAAACAUCUCUCCUACAAAUGUCUAUGUGCUAUUGUGAUGCCAGCAACAAUUUCUGGAUGUUCUGGGGUAAAGAUCCAUGCAGAAGAUGUCUCCUUGCUUGCUAUGGAAGAUGCCGUAGGCCUAGAAAAAGCUGUCUAUAAUUCCCUUCGAAAUAUUGUUGAUAUCAGUAUGGACCCACAGUUGCAACAUUUCCUUGAACAUGAAUAUUUGGAUGAACAAGUGGAAUCCAUCAAACAGCUGUCAGACUACGUUACCCAACUUUCAAGGUUCAAUCAAUCCUACGUGGGACAAUAUAUGAUGGAUAAUCGUUUCUUGAGUGGGAGUAAUUCAAACAUGCAAGACAAACAUUAAAUCAGUUAGCCUAAUUUUAUAUUUUAAUACUUCGCUGUUCUGAAGUGAUAAAUAAAGGCAACGAAUAUCCUCUUUAAUGAAAACUAGUGCGAUAGUAUUCAGCUCUUUUCCCCUAAACGCUUUCACUAUUAUCCAACCAGUAAGCAAUAGAGAUGAAAUCUUUUAGGUUGUUUUCGAUUAUUUUAUAGUAUAAUAUCGUGACAUGGUAAUAUAUUCAUUAUAUUUUAGCCUAUAUCUUAUUCUGUCUAACAAAAUAUAUUAUUCUAUCUUCGUUAUAUUAUAACCGUUUCAAAGGCGAUGAGCGGGCAAAAAUCGCUAGCACGUCAAACAAAAUACUUAUCGGUAUUUCUUCCGAAUGAAUCGACCCCAAUUCUUAUUUUUUUAAGGACUGGUACUUAUUUUAUCGGUGUCUUUUCCCAAACCGCUCAAUUACGGGCAUGUAAACACACCAACGUCGGUUAUCAAGCGAUGUGUUAGCUUUUCGACCAUCGUUUAUCAAGCGAUGGUGGGGAACAAACACACACACACACAUACACACGCACGCACACGCACACACACACACACACACACACACACACACACACACACGCAUGCACACACACACACAUACACACACACAAAAACACGCGACUGGCUUUUUAAAGUUUUUGUUUAUCAAAUCCAUUCACAAGGCGUUGGUCGGCCCGAUGCUUUAGUAGAAGAUUCUUCCCCGAGGUGCCACAUAGUGGGACUGAACCUAGAACCAUGUGAUUGGGAAGCAAGCUUCUUAUCACACAGCCACGCCUGCGCCUAUAAACAAACACCGCUAAGCAUUUUGUCCGAUGCUAUACUCAUCUUUAAAGAUGAAAGGUCCAGCAAUAUUUACUUCUAACAUAUAUUUCGGUGUGUUAGCUUUUCGAGCAUCGUAUGAAUUUAGGUUAAACAAGUGAAUAAAACACCUGAAGAUCAUCGGCAAUCAAACCGAACGAAGUGUAGUGUAAAUAUUUAAAAAAAUGUCAUAAAUCUUAAAUCUAAUGGAAGCAGGUUGCUAACCGUAGUUUAGAAAUAAAAAUACCUACUUCGAAUUCAACCUUAGGCGAUGUACUUAGCCAUGAAAUAAUAUGCUUGAAUCCGAUUGGAGAUCAAGCCAAUGGAAAGGGAGUGUAGUUAUGUAAAUAUUGAAAUUACCGGAAAGCAAAUACCGUAAAUCCUGGAGUAUAAUCCGCAUUUUUUCCCCAAAAUUUAACGGUCAAAAUCCCUAGUGCGUACUAUAUACGAGGUUAAAAAUGAAAAAUAUUUUCUAAGCAAUGUCCG
Messenger RNA from Octopus sinensis (East Asian common octopus), 2207 nucleotides. RefSeq names its product soma ferritin-like. Gene Ontology annotation, cellular component: cytoplasm. Gene Ontology annotation, molecular function: ferric iron binding; ferrous iron binding. The record is from RefSeq and is a predicted model, not a curated record. Gene Ontology annotation, biological process: intracellular iron ion homeostasis; iron ion transport. Bases 249 to 914 code for a protein of 221 amino acids. The transcript has 7 exons. NCBI's taxonomy places the organism in Eukaryota, Metazoa, Mollusca, Cephalopoda, Octopoda, Octopodidae.